AUGACUAAAGCGGCUACGCAUUUGGCCGCCGCCGGAAUCGGCGGCUCGGCCCUCUUCAUUAUUUGCGCCUUGUAUUUCGUGGCCAAUCUUUAUCAGGAGAUCAACCAGAUGCAUUCGGAGAGCAUUGCCGAGUUGAAUGAGUUCAGAGAGAUCGCCAACGACGCGUGGAAUAGCAUGAUGGACAGAAGAAAGCCGCAAUUCGAGAGCAUCUUCCGUCAGAAGCGUCAGUAUGAUGCUGCGGCCACCGGAGGAGACGCCGCCGCCAAGGGAGCUCAGUGCAGUAAGUUUUUUGGCUAAUCCUUGCUAUAUAGGCUUCUAACUUGAGAGAUAUCUCCAUUGUAGAUACUCUAAUGUCUUUAGAUUUCCACUAAUAAUGAAAUAAUUUCCAGACUGCGCUCGCCAAGCCAGUAACUGCCCACCAGGCCCUCCAGGUCCACCUGGACAGCCCGGAGAACCCGGAACUCCCGGAGAACCCGGACAGGACGGCCAGAAAGGAAAUGAUGGCACUGCCUCUGCCGAAGGAGGAUAUGACCAACCCGGCGCCUGCAUCCAAUGCCCAGCCGGACCACCCGGCCCACCUGGACCAGACGGCCCCGCCGGACCCGCCGGCUCCGAUGGACAGCCCGGAGAAGCGGGACACCCAGGAAAAGACGGAGAAGCCGGCCCACAAGGACCGCCCGGAGACGCGGGACCAGACGGACAAGCCGGACCCGCCGGACAGCCGGGAAAACCAGGAGAGGGAGCUCAACAAGCGACCCCCGUGCCCGGACCAAAAGGACCACCCGGACCUCCAGGCCCAGCCGGAGAUGCUGGACCAGCCGGUGCUGCGCCACCAGCCGGACAACCAGGCCCACCCGGACCUCAAGGACCGGCCGGAAAGAACGGAGAACCAGGCAAAGACGGAGAGCCGGGCGCUCCAGGAGCUGCUGGCAUCCCCGGCGCCGACGCCGCCUACUGCCCAUGUCCACCACGUACUGGCGACGUUGCUGGCAAUGCUGCGGUCGCCGAGAAAGGCGGCUACAGAGUGAGAUUCGUCUAA
Molecule: messenger RNA, 1039 nt
Organism: Bursaphelenchus xylophilus (pine wood nematode)
Lineage: Eukaryota; Metazoa; Nematoda; Chromadorea; Rhabditida; Aphelenchoididae
Source: the annotation of a GenBank genome assembly